AUUAAAGAUUUUUUAUAUCCAAAGGAACUAUAAUUACGAAAGUAAUAGCCUGUUGAGUUGAUACUUGAGAUAAUAGUAAAAAGGAAAAAACACUUUAAACUCCUACUUGCCAUUCUCACUCUUUCUUCACCUUUCUUUGUUUGUUCCCUUCUUUGGACACGCAGAAUAUAUGCUCAUGAAUCCAUUUAAUAACCAAUCUUAAAGGCUUCUUCUUCUUCUUCUUCAAUCUCCCUUACGAAAAAAAAAAAAAAGGAACACCCAAAAAUACUACAAAAAAUGGGUUGGUUUUCAGUUUCUACUGCCCUGUUCCUUACAGUUCUCUACACUCAAUUCUUGCAUGCACAUUCAACUACACACUGGCAAGACAUUCAAGUCUUGAAACAGCUUAAAAACAGCGUCGACCCCAAUUCAAUUACACCUGGCUCAUGUUUGAACUCCUGGGAUUUCUCUGUAGACCCUUGUGAUAAUCUUGGUGGUGAAAAGUUCACCUGUGGUAUUCGCUGCGACCUUAAUGUUUCCUCUGUUAGUCGAAUAACUGAAAUUGCUCUUGACCAGUGGAAUUACUCCGGUUCACUCACUUCCGUUUAUUGGAAUUUACCUUAUCUGCAAACCUUAGACAUUUCUAAUAACUUAUUCUCCGGUUCGCUACCCGAGUCGCUCUCGAAUUUGACUCGGGUUCAGCGACUCGGGUUGUCGAGGAACUUGCUGACCGGGUCGAUUCCGAGUUCGCUGGGCACGCUUUCAAAUCUCGAAGAGCUUUACCUCGACAAUAAUUUCCUCGAGGGAAAUAUUCCCCAGAGUUUCAACGGUCUGAAAAUUUUGAAAAGGCUCGAAGUCCAAUGCAACAAGCUCACUGGCGAGCUGCCCGUGCUGGAUCAGUUAAACAAUUUGAAUUUCCUCGAUGUUAGUGAGAACUCUAUCUCCGGCGAACUACCAGCGUCUUUUCCAGCUUCGCUCAUUCAGCUAACCAUGAGAAAUAACAGUGUGGUUGGUAACAUCCCGGCGAGCCUAACAGCACUGAAUUACCUACAAGUAAUCGAUCUGAGUCACAAUAAACUGAGUGGUUCAGUGCCAGCGAGCCUAUUCACGCUUCCUUCUUUGGAACAGCUCACGUUAUCAUACAACCAGUUCGGGUCGAUUCAGGAACCCGGGAACUUGUUUCAGAACAGUCAGUUGAUUGCAGUAGACUUGAGUAACAAUGAAAUCCGUGGGUUGUUACCCGGGUUCUUCGGGUUAAUGCCCAGAUUAUCAUCAAUAUCGUUAGAGUACAACAAGUUUUCGGGUAUGAUACCAACCCAAUAUGCAUUGAAAAUGGUGUUUCCGGGUCAAGGGGUAUCACAAUUUGAGAGGUUGUUGUUAGGAGGGAACUACUUAUUCGGACCCAUACCGGGUCCAUUGUUGGAUCUGAAACCGGGUUCAGUAACGGUAAGGUUAGGGGACAACUGUUUGUAUCGAUGCCCAUUGAGAUUAUUUUUAUGUGAAGGUGGGGUACAAAAAUCAUUAACCGAGUGUCAGGCUUUUGGUCCCAUAAUUCCUUGAGUAAUGUGACAAUGUCUUAAAUUCGAGGUGCUUUUUUAAUUUUUCUUAUUUGUACUACUUAGUAAGUACUGUAUUUUAUUUUGUAUAUUGUAUAAAUCUACUAUUUUUUUGGGGAAUUUCUCUCCAACCUUACCCUAUGUGUGGGGUUUUAGAUAUGAUGAUCUAGAUGGAUCUGUGGUAUUUCCCUAGAUUGUAGUAGCUUGUGGAGAGUAGAUAUUUUUGUGAAGAGCGAGAAAGAAAUAAAGAUUUCUUACUUUUAA
Capsicum annuum is the source of this 1799-nucleotide messenger RNA. RefSeq names its product LRR receptor-like serine/threonine-protein kinase GSO1. Gene Ontology annotation, molecular function: protein binding. Lineage: Eukaryota; Viridiplantae; Streptophyta; Magnoliopsida; Solanales; Solanaceae. The record is from RefSeq and is a predicted model, not a curated record. The coding region runs from base 277 to 1539 and encodes 420 amino acids. The transcript has a single exon.